Molecule: messenger RNA, 840 nt
Organism: Lodderomyces beijingensis
Lineage: Eukaryota; Fungi; Ascomycota; Pichiomycetes; Serinales; Debaryomycetaceae
Source: the annotation of a GenBank genome assembly
AUGUUUUCGAGGCUACUAUCCCUGCCAAUGAGGCACUCAGCAAGAUCACAGCUUGCAAGGAACCCCAUGCGAACCGCAGUGACGCAAUCGAAAGAAGCCAGAGACGAGACCCGAAGACAAAAGGACAAGGAAAAGAAGCGCAAAUUGAAAGAAGAGCUCAAGUUCCAAAACAUGGAAGACUUGCCUGACCACCCGUUGCACAUGUCGAUCGCGGACGCUUUAAACACCAUCAGGUCGAUCAACAUCGGUAAGCCUGCGGAAAAGACCAAUAUCGCCUGCAACUUGUUUGUGCGCCAAGAGCAAGGCGCGAGCCCCAUUAAUGAAACGAUCAAUAUCCCGUUCCCCGUGCUGAAAAAGACCAAGCCUGUGGUGUUCACGUCCGACGCGGGUUUCAUUGAGGAGUUGAAGGAUGUAGUUGACCCGCAGCAUAUCGGAGGGCGCGAACUCUUGGCGAAGUUCAGCGAGGGGAAAUUGGACGCGAGUGCUUUCACGCAUGCCUUCGCCACGAGCGACAUGGAGAAGGACUUGAAGUCGGUGGCGAGGAUCUUGGGGCCCGCGGGGUUGAUGCCCUCGAAGAAACGAGGCACGGUGACGGACUCGCCGCUGGAUGUGUUGAAGAUUGUGCGAUCGUUUCAGAUUAAACAGAAGAAUGGACAUGUGUCUUUCUUGGUUGGCAACUGCACUUUUAGCGAUUACCAGAUUAUGAAGAAUUUAAAGGCUAUCAGUGACGCGAUUCACAAGACUAUUGAUGACCCCAGCACUAAGAAAAAGACGAGAACGGGGCAUUGUUAUAUCAGUUCAGCCCAUAGUCCUAGUUUGGUCAUUGACUUUAAGCCGUAA